AUGAAUCCCAGUGCUCCCAGUUACCCCAUGGCCUCCCUGUACGUCGGGGAUCUGCAUCAAGAUGUGACUGAGGCCAUGCUGUACGAGAAAUUCAGCCCAGCCGGAGCGAUCCUCUCUAUCCGUGUCUGUAGGGACAUGAUCACCCGACGUUCCCUUGGAUACGCCUAUGUCAACUUCCAGCAGCCAGCGGACGCUGAACGUGCACUGGACACCAUGAACUUUGACGUGAUCAAGGGGCAGCCUGUACGCAUCAUGUGGUCACAGCGUGAUCCGUCACUGAGAAAAAGCGGCGUGGGAAACAUCUUCAUCAAGAAUCUUGACAAGUCCAUUGACAACAAGGCUCUUUAUGACACUUUCUCUGCUUUUGGCAACAUCCUGUCAUGCAAGGUGGUUUGUGACGAGAACGGCUCUAAAGGCUACGGCUUUGUGCAUUUUGAGACUCAGGAGGCGGCCGAACGAGCCAUUGAGAAAAUGAAUGGCAUGCUGCUCAAUGACCGGAAAGUGUUUGUGGGCCGCUUCAAAUCUCGCAAAGAGCGCGAGGCUGAGCUGGGGGCCCGAGCCAAAGAGUUCACAAACGUUUACAUUAAAAACUUUGGUGACGACAUGGACGAUGAGAAGCUGAGGGAACUCUUCAGUAAAUACGGCAAUGCCAUGAGUAUCCGGGUCAUGACAGAUGAAAGUGGAAAGUCUCGAGGCUUUGGGUUUGUCAGCUUUGAAAGACACGAGGAUGCCCAGAAGGCGGUGGACGAGAUGAACGGGAAGGAGUUAAACGGCAAGCUGAUCUACGUCGGCCGUGCCCAGAAGAAGGUGGAGCGACAGACGGAGCUGAAGCGCAAAUUUGAACAGAUGAAACAAGACCGCAUGACUCGAUACCAGGGUGUUAAUUUGUAUGUGAAGAACCUAGACGAUGGAAUAGAUGACGAACGCCUGCGGAAGGAAUUCUCGCCAUUUGGCACCAUCACCAGUGCCAAGGUGAUGAUGGAAGGCGGGCGCAGCAAAGGCUUUGGCUUUGUCUGCUUCUCGUCCCCAGAGGAGGCCACCAAAGCUGUGACAGAAAUGAAUGGACGCAUUGUUGCCACCAAGCCACUGUACGUGGCCCUGGCUCAGAGGAAAGAGGAGCGUCAAGCCCACCUGACCAACCAGUACAUGCAGCGCAUGGCCAGUGUGCGCGCGGUGCCAAAUCCAGUCAUCAACCCAUACCAGCCCACUCCACCCUCUGGUUACUUCAUGGCAGCCAUUCCCCCAACCCAGAACCGUGCUGCUUACUACCCAGCUCCUGGCCAAGUGACCCAUCUCCGCCCGAGCCCACGCUGGACCACCCAAGGCGUCCGACCACCGCAUCUCCAGAACAUGCCAGGUGCCAUGCGUCCCUCAGCACCUCGUACUCAAACCUUCAGCACAGUGCGGCCUACCUCCCAGGUGCCCCGCAUGAUGUCCACCCAGCGUGUCGCCACUCAGGCCAUGGGCCCCCGACCAGCCACUGCAGCUGCCGCAGCAGCCGCCCCCGUGCGUGGAGUACCUCAGUACAAGUAUGCAGCAGGAGUCCGCAAUCCCCAGCAGCACAUGACCACUCAGCCACAAGUCACCAUGCAGCAGCCUGCAGUCCAUGUUCAGGGACAGGAGCCUCUGACUGCCUCCAUGCUGGCUGCUGCUCCUCCACAGGAACAGAAGCAGAUGCUGGGUGAACGUCUGUUUCCACUGAUCCAGAACAUGCAUCCCAGUCUGGCAGGCAAGAUCACUGGCAUGCUGCUGGAGAUUGACAACUCUGAGUUGCUCCACAUGCUGGAGUCCCCCGAGUCUCUCCGCUCAAAGGUGGAUGAAGCAGUGGCUGUGCUGCAGGCUCAUCAGGCCAAGGAGGCCGCCCAGAAGACAGUUACCAAUUCAGCUGGGGUCCCAAAUGUCUGAACCCAAGGAGUGGGGAACCUUGAGACUAGCUUCACUGAUGGACAAAAUAAUUUCACAGUGAAAAAGUUAAAAACACACAAAACAAAGUAAAAAGAAAA
Molecule: messenger RNA, 2003 nt
Organism: Archocentrus centrarchus (flier cichlid)
Lineage: Eukaryota; Metazoa; Chordata; Actinopteri; Cichliformes; Cichlidae
Product: polyadenylate-binding protein 1
Exons: 14
Coding region: 1-1905 (634 amino acids)
Molecular function (GO): RNA binding
Source: RefSeq, a predicted model, not a curated record